This is a messenger RNA of Rhipicephalus microplus (southern cattle tick), 3500 nucleotides long. RefSeq lists its product as uncharacterized. Lineage: Eukaryota; Metazoa; Arthropoda; Arachnida; Ixodida; Ixodidae. The record is from RefSeq and is a predicted model, not a curated record. Gene Ontology annotation, molecular function: protein binding.
AAGACGCUCUAGGGCGACUGUAAUUCAACACCGCAGAACAAUGGCACUGUACACGACACGCCCAGGACGAAGUGCAGCACGCAGGUCGAUCCACCGAAGUUGCUAUGAGUGGGUUUAGUCUGUUCGCGUAUUUAAGAACGACUGCUCUCGUCCGCCUUGCCGUACGGUAUGCCGUGUCAAUAGUUUCUUCGAACCGUGGCUCCAUCACCUGGCCAUGUCGGACGAGGAGGAGCCCAGCCGUCCGUUGAUGGCCCCACGAAAAGUGCGCGUGAUCAGGCGAGGACCGACCACCGGCUUGCAACGAAGGCGUAUCAGUGCCGCCCUGUGGCUCCUGCUUACCUGCACAGCGCUCGGUGCGCUGGUUCUGGUGCUUCGCUACCAGCGGCUUCGGUGGACGCCGCUCUCCGGAGCUUGCCGGAAGCUGCGCAAGCAUGACGUGUGGCACAACACGAUGCCCAUGCUGACAACCGAAUCGGCCUUCCGCCACGUGGACGUUAACGAGGAUGGGACGCUGGACGUUGUUUUUGGCUUCGGAACCGGCUUGGACGCCUACCGGUACCCGUUGGUGGCCUGCGACGUCUACUUGCCCGCGGCUGGUGAUCGAGGCUGCGGCGGUGGCCUGGCAGCUCUUGACGGCCGCUCGGGGCACGAGCUAUGGCGCCUCUACGUCCGACACGAGCUGUUCGCGCUCAACUGUCGGCUAGACCUGGACGCCGACGGCGUGUGGGACUGCGUCGCCGGAGGCCGCAUGGCGGGGCUGUAUGCUGUGAGCGGGCGCACUGGCACUGUGCUGUGGACGCUGUCGGCAGCGGAGGAUGCCGUGGUCGAACGCUCCAACAUGUACACGGCGCAACACAUCCGCGACGUGGACGACGACGGCACAGCUGAUCUGCUGAUCGCCCACGGAGGCGACCCACUGCGUGAGCCCGGCGCACCCUCGGACCGCCUGGCAGGCCGCCUGCUGGUCGUCAGUGGGCGCUCGGGCAAGCUACUCAGCUGGGCCAUGGUGCCGGAUAGCCGGGAGACGUACUACUCUCCGCAGUUGAUGCUUUAUCCCGACGGCACCGAGCUCGUCUUGUUCGGCACUGGGGGCGAGACUCACGGCGGCUCAUUGUGGAGCCUUCCACUGCGCCAGCUUCUUGCCGGCCGAGUUGAUGAAGCGCGGGCCCUCUAUACAGACCCCAACAAAGGUAUCAUGACACCGCCCGCGUUGGUCGACGUCACUGGUGAUGGUGUCGCAGACGUCGUCAUGGCUGCAUUCAACUCGACCGUGUUCGCGCUAGAUGGCCUCAGCUUGGAGCGACUUUGGUCGCAGCGCUUCGUCCAGUCUGAAUCGUACAGCACACCGGCCGUGGGUUACUUCAAUGAGGACAGGACACCCGACUUCAUGGUCAGCUACCAGACAGGGCCGGGCUUCCCACUGUACGUGUCUAGCCAAACGACUGUUUUGGAUGGUCGCACUGGUCGACCACUGCUGCCACUCCCCGUGCACUCCGCACUCGGAGCGCAGGCGUCACCGCUAGCCAUCAGCAUGCCGGGCGUAGGCCAUGACGUCUUCCUCUACUGGCUUUCAGAUUGCCAUGGCGACCGGAGUUCUGUACGCGAGCACAAGGAAUUUGCGCUGGCUGCCGGCACUAGUGUGUUUCUACGCAGCCGAGCAGACUUCUGCCGUCUGCGCUUCGGAUCGCGUCUCUACACGCGGCUCUACGCUCUGUGGUCCAACGCCGAGCCACCUGGCGCACUUCUUUACGACUCAGAUGAAAUGCGGUCCGUGGAGUACAGCGGCUUGCUCAACUUCACGGCCAUUGGGACCCGCUUCUUGGAGCAGCACCCGGAGUACCACCGCAUACGACGCCACGUGGGGCCGCACGAUGCGGGCGGUGUGCAGCGUACCAUUUCCACAGGUACUUUGAUGCCGGGCUCUGGGCCGCGCAGCAUCGACCUGGUGUUUGCGACCUUUUGGUUCCUGCCGACGCGUGUGCGUACCAUGUCGGAAGAUGAACGUCGCUGCCUGGAGCGAAUUCGGAUGCACGAGGCAACCCGCUUUCAAGUUGACAGUCCUCUGUAUGGGCUCGACCAUGAUGCCUUCGAGCAGCUAGCAGCAGCAGAGUGUGGUAAAGGCGACGAAAAUGACCAGCCUGCGUACGAUCCCUUCAACCGCCGCAUGGGCCAGCUGACAGUGUACCGCGUACGUCUGCAAUGCACUUGUGACCAAUGCGCGGGCCCGCUGCCUUUUGGACAGCAAAGGUGGCCUGCGUACAUGGGAGUAAGUGCGGACUGCUACUCAAGGAAGCCCUAAAAUAAUGUAUGGAUGAUAGAUCGCUUUACACAACUUACCACAGUAGGUCCACUGGGAAACUUGGUUACCUAUGUUCCAAAAUAACACGGAAGGGGAUCAGCUUCACGCAUGUUUAAUUGCCAAUGAAUAGUAAGUGCUAGAGCACGAAUAGCAAUUAAAUUACACUUCAGAGGCAAUCUGAACCAGUUCACUGGUGGAAAGGGGGGGAAGAGGGGAGACAGCGAGCAUUGUUGAGAACCAUGAUUUGUUACAGAGCGCUUUGACACAAAUAAAAUUAUUUACCUACAAUUAAAGACACUGCCUAAUGCGAAUUGACAGCGCCACUUCGUGUUGGUGUCAGGCCAAUGGAGUUUUCGUUAGCACAAAACUGUUUUAUGCGGGGAUCACGGCUUUGCUGACGGCUUUGCUGACGUGUUUUCUUCACGGAUAUGACGUUGUAAAACGUGAAGCAGCGGAUUUUAAAGAAAAUCAGAAAGAAAAAUUGGCGCAGCGGUGUGUCGAACCAGUGGCAUCGCACUCGUCAUCGCGUGGGGCCAAAAGCUACGCCAUAAAGGGAACCUCCAGCAAGCAACUUUUAUACACCAUGUACUGCUAGCAGUGCUUAGAGCUCAGCGAUAUGGCACGACGGGUGUGCGUUGGACGCACCAAGGUCGUCGUGCCACGCCACACCGUGCGUUGCUAUGCGCGUGUGUCUUUACAAGGUGAGGGCUUAGCACGUAUAGAUGAUUUGUAGCGUUGUGGCUCAAUCACGCCCGCGCUUAUCCCGAGAUUCGGGUGCUUCGCACCUGAUAUGCUUCCACCGCAAGUUUGCUUUGACGUUACAUUAGUUAAAGAAAGCACGCACGUUAAUUUGCUCACUUUACGACUGCAUUUGUGAAAAGAGCACGCUGCUUCCACACGACAAAUUAAAAAUUGUGAAAGUUGUUCGUGCUCGUCCUGUGCAUACCGGUGUAAUUAUUUUGUGUGCCUUUCUUUGUUGGAACAGCGCGCUUUAAGUGUCAAGCUGUGGCAGUUUUCGUUCACGUUUGUUCUGUGUAGGCUCAUUUCAUGCGUGCUUUCAGCGCGCUUUCAGCUUAUUAUGUGCGCUGCAAGUUUCGAGCUGCUUGCCGCUCUUCGCGUAACAUUGCUAUUUGUUGCUUUAGCAUUAAUUACUUCGCGCUUGUGGCGAAACAAUGCACAAUAAACAUUCAACUGCACUUGC